AAAGAACCCUAGAUCUUGUCCACGAACGCUCCGUCUGUGCACGAUAAGCACGCAGAACGCCUUAUCGCCCCACCACACAUGUCAAUUGGGUCGCGUUCCUACUCGUCUCGAGAUAACGUGCCAUCCUCUCUCCAUCCAUGUACCUACGCAGUACGUAGACACAGCAACAUCGCCGAAACCAUCCAUCGCCUCGCAGUCCGAAUACUCGAAAAGUUCCCACCAUGUCCCAAACCAUGUUUUCAAUCCAGUCAGGCGAAAGGGAAGCGCCCAAGGCCGUCGCCAAUCUGCUCCCUUGCCGCAUCCACCACGAGGGACCCGUGGGCUCAACAGACUCCUUCUGGAAGCCCACAACUACACCACCAAAAAGCUCAGGCUCAUCGUCAUCUCCUACUGCCCCGGAAGGCGACAAUCAGACAGCGUAUUUUCGCGGAAGAAAACUACAAGGCCGGACCGUGAGGUUACCAGAGGGAUAUCGAGGCGUGGUGGUAGAGAAACAGCCCGAGGAACAACCAGCGGAAAGAGAGGCAUGGCACCACUUUGAAGAGAUGGAUGGCGAUGAGCAGAAGGAAGAGGCAGAAAAGGAGAAGCAGGGAGUUAUGCGAAUCACAGCCGAGUUUGACCGAGUGGUAGUAUGGGGACACGAAUCGACGGCGAACGCGGAGACGGAUCCGCAUGUGAGAGGCAUAGAAGAGUGGGUGCAAGUAGCCGAGAGGAUACACUCCUACUAGUCAGGGGAGAGGAGAAAUGAUAAGAGAGAGAAAGGCAUCCUCUUUCCUAUGCGGCUGGAUUUUUGUCCUCGUCGGACUCCUUACGUCUCGGUCAGGUCUCGGUGACAUUGUAGGUACUUCGUACUGGUACUCUGUACGAAGUGCAUACUGACCUAAGCCAAACUCG
Molecule: messenger RNA, 894 nt
Organism: Sodiomyces alkalinus F11
Lineage: Eukaryota; Fungi; Ascomycota; Sordariomycetes; Glomerellales; Plectosphaerellaceae
Product: ribonuclease H1 small subunit
Exons: 2
Coding region: 222-728 (168 amino acids)
Biological process (GO): RNA catabolic process
Cellular component (GO): ribonuclease H2 complex
Source: RefSeq, a predicted model, not a curated record